Messenger RNA from Armigeres subalbatus, 3686 nucleotides. RefSeq names its product androgen-induced gene 1 protein-like. Gene Ontology annotation, cellular component: membrane; endomembrane system. NCBI's taxonomy places the organism in Eukaryota, Metazoa, Arthropoda, Insecta, Diptera, Culicidae. The coding region runs from base 697 to 1452 and encodes 251 amino acids. The transcript is spliced from 3 exons. The record is from RefSeq and is a predicted model, not a curated record.
AGCAGUAUAGUUGCCUCGUGCUCACGAUUUCCCGGAUACGGGGAGCGUUUUGUGCACUGGAAUGAACUCGGUUCGGUGGAGAAGUCCUUGUUAUUCUUCGAAACGACACUGGCUGUCUGGAAUACGUGCCAAAGUGGACGAGCGAAUGCACAGUCUUGGUUCGUUCCUUCAGUUACCGAGUGGGACUGCUGGGUGUCGGUACGCUUCUGCUGGAUAAACUUUGUGCUACGCUGUUCGUUUGGAGUUUUGAAGUUUGGUGUCGAUUUUCCUUUAUCAAGGAUGCGGAAAAUAUAACUUGAAAUGCAAGUGAACUUAUGAUUUAAAUUCUGUGAUUCCCAUUAUCCAUCGAAAUUGUUAGAAAGUGAAAUAUAUGUGCCAGUUUAGUUAAAAUUUUCCAAACGAAUAAUUAUUCUUAUUAGGCUUCAAGAAAAAAGUGAAAAAGACUAGCAGUGAUUGUACGUGCGCGUAUCCUAGCUUAGCUACAUCCUGUUGAGCGUUCGAGUGUAUUAGUGUCGGUUCAAAGUUCAAAGUGAAAGUAUCUCUACAGGGAAAACAAAGUUCAGCGCAUUUUCCUUCUACUGUUUGGGUGUGCUGGUACUGAGCUUCCUCGGAAAAUUUAAAGUGAAAAACGUCUUCCGCGAGGGGACUCGCUAACAGGAGCAUUCCUUCCAUAGCACUUCGCCCCGAGUUACAAAGAUGUCCAGCGUACAACUAUACAAAUCGCGUACCUUUGUGCUGAUAUGGCAUCUGAUUGCCAUCGCGCAGUACUACUAUGCGAUCUACUUCGAUAGGUACUUCGUCAAAAUACCGGAAGAUCUGAACAUACCGAAAAUGAUGCGGCCCUCAGAGUACGGUGGACGGUCAAAGUUUUUAACCUACUGGUGUUUGAUCCUACAAGCCAUCUACUUCACCGUCUGCCUGAUCAAUGACUUCAUCGGUACCAAUGAGGUGGCUCCACGCAAAACACCACUAAUCCGGAAGCUCAAGGACUAUAUGCUGGCUGCAUUUGCCUUCCCCGUGGCACUCAAUGUGGGAGUCACGUUUUGGUCGCUGAUGGCCAUCGAUCGUGAACUGGUCUUCCCCAAGGCAUUGGAUGCCGUUUUUCCGGGCUGGUUAAACCACGUGAUGCACACCAACAUCGUGAUCUUCAUGAUCCUAGAAAUUUGCACCAGUUUCCGCCAAUAUCCCUCGCGCAAAGCCGGUCUGGCCGGGUUGAGCAUCUUUAUGGCAGCCUAUCUGACGUGGCUGCACAUUAUCCGCCACUACGGCGGAAUCUGGGUCUACCCGGUGCUCGACGUGCUGAACCUGCCGCAGCGCAUCGUGUUCUUCGCCGUCAGUUUGGUCUUCUCCGUCGGGCUAUAUCUGUUCGGGGAAUUCUUCAACAAUCUGAUCUGGACCAAGGAGCUGAAACAGCUUAAGGCAGGCACUGGUGCCAGUAAGAAGACCAAAUAGAGCGGAUCUGUUGCCAUACUCUGUGCAAGCGUUUGUAGUUGUUGUUAAUGCAUGGACGCGACUGAAGCAACGCCUUCACUAUUUUACGGUUGUUCUCUUUUUCAUUGAUUACAUUAAACAAUACAUAACACUUAAACGGUAACCCGAUUUUUGUUUACCUCGGUUUUAGUUCUACAUGAGUUUGUAUGUUUUUUUUCUUCUAAAUAUUUGUUUAACCCAACAUCUGUGAUGUGUACAACUAAUAGUUGCAAUAAAUUCAUGGUUAUCCAUUAAGCAUUGGUUUUUAAUAUUUAUGCUUUAAUAUAAUUUUAAUUUCCUAUUUAGAAAAUUAUGAAUUGACACAACUACCGGAUGGAGACGAAUAACCAGUGUUGCUUGAUUCCCAUAGCAGUAGCGACAGAAAGAAAAUUCCGUUAAUUUUAGCCAGGUGUUUGUUCUACAUUCGGACAGCUGAUAAUGAUUGAUAAUGUAGAAACCGAAAACCAUGUAUGAAGAAGACUGACAGUUUGAUCAAUAUCUUUAUUAGGAAACCCUAACUCUAAUUUUUCAACUUUGAAACUGGUUCACAUCUUCCUAUUAUUUCAAGCUUCCGGAACCAUUCGAAACAAACUAGUAGUAGUAAUCCAUGAUGAGCCCUAGUUCUCAUCCAACUCACAACAUUCAUUCUUAAUGGCUGAACGAAAUUGAGCAAUGACAUUUGUAGAUACUCAGUAUUUACACAGUACGUUCUUCAAAUACAGAGUCUUAUGUUUUGACACUCGUCUCCCCAGCUGUGUUUAAUUAUCGGAUCAAUCGAAUGGGCAUACAUGCAACAAAACAUGAUAGCGAGAUUGAGCGAAGGACACCCGACGGCCUUUAGUGUGAUUAGGGUUUCAAGAAGCCAUUUGGCUAAUUUGACAACUACGACUGGAUUUAAUUGACUAUUGAAAACAAGAAAUGAUUGUAAUUUUAAUCUUGUUUCCUUAACAACAUUAUGCAGAUGGAGGAGAACAAUCAUUCAAGCUAGUCAGCUUUCAAUUCAACAUGCAAUUACUGAGGUAAAUGGCGUGUAAUUAUCUAACAAUAGAUAUUCAUAUUAAAUCCAACCAGAAUUUGAUUGAACAGAGCUAAAUGGUGAGUGGUUUGUUGAAAGGAUUGAUCAAAUUAGGAUACCGUCGUCGGGGGUGACAGUGGGUCAGCGCUCUCACCGACAGUCUGGAGGUCGGAUAACAAAAUCGUUCAAAAAUGUUUUUUUAUAAUUCAGUUUUCUUGUCCUCAGAUACAUUAAAUUUAUUCUAGCAUUCUAUGAUGUUAAAACAGUCACUCAUUCUCAUCCCAUUAUUACCCCCGCCGACGGUACCUUAAUCAUGUGAUAAGUGAUAAUUGAAGUUGUCAGUCUUGUUUCAUAUGUGGAAAAUAUUUAAUUUAUGUAUUUCACAGAAAAAGUUCGAAAGUCAUGUACCCAACAGGUGAUAAACCAUAGAGUAGAACCAUUCUCCAGAAAGAAACUAUUUACCAAAUUAUUAAGUGUUGUGAACGCCAGCCCACAUUCACCCUUAUACACCUAGUUGGAAUUGCAAAUUUCGAAAAAUGAAUUUUCUGAUAUCAUCAUCAUCUUACUUAGCCAGUAAAAAGCUAGUUAAAUUUGCCGUUACCACUACUUCACACUGCAUUUGACCGUCUUUGAAUUCAAAAUAUGGAAUGAGUGAAAUUUAGAUGUGCUAUCAUAUAUUCGCCACAUACCAUACGAACCCAAACAACACGAACACAAGAUUAGAUUAGUUAUUAGUCGAUCGAUAGUAGUGAGUAUUUUGAAUUAAGUUUCAAUUCGAAAAGACCAAAAUUCAAACGAACACACCAUUUAAAUGUUGCGUAAAUUGCUACAAAAUCUAAAAAACGUAUUGCAAAUAAACCGAACUUUUUCGGUGCUCAGUUUUAGAGAUAAUUAUUGAAUAUGAGGUCAAAAAAAACAGCAAGCAGUCAAAUUAGUGUUUAUAAUUGCAAACAAAUCGAAGGAAAAAAAAUCACUAGUGUGUGCAUUGUAUUUACAUUUUGAUAUAAAUUUGCAUUUCGAGAAUCUUUCGGAUAAGGAACGAAACAUUCUAAGCUAUUCUAAUAAGUAUUCACCACUGAUAGGAAUAAGAGAGUCAAUCAAAUCGUGAGAUUUAGAGAAAAUAUAUAUCCAUAAAUUUAUUCAAGUGAAAUCUAUCAUUGUAACGCAGUUAAAUUCAAAUAAAUGAACCGUCAAUAAAUGA